ACGCCAUUGCUAUCUAUACUUCCUAUUUUUUAUAUUUUGCAAACCUUCAACCCUCAUACCACAAACUUCAAACUGUCAUAUAAAUAACCUCUACCUGCGGACUGCAGAGAUUAAUUUGUAUCCAAUAGCUCUUGUCAGAAACCAAAACAAAAAUGAGGAAAUUGUGUCUAUGUGUGUUCUCUCUACUCCUAACCAUCUCUCUCUUCCCUCUACUCCUAAAAGCAAAAGAUGAUUUUGUUAGGCAACCUCCACGGAGAGUAAUAUUCACCCACCAUGACCGUUCCGACUCAGACCCUCAACAGGUGCAUAUUUCACUGGUGGGAAAAGAUCACAUGAAAGUUUCAUGGGUUACAGACAGCAAACAUUGCAGUUCUCUUGUAGAGUACGGAAAAGAAUCUGGAAAAUACACUGCAAAAGCUAAUGGAGAACACACAUCCUACAAAUAUUUCUUCUAUACCUCUGGGAAGAUCCACCAUGUUACCAUUGGCCCUUUGGAGCCAUCAACUACAUACUUCUACAGAUGUGGAGGUUCUGGCCCGGAGUUCUCCUUCAAGACACCCCCUUCAACACUUCCCCUUGAUUUUGUAGUCGUUGGUGACCUAGGACAGACUGAAUGGACUAACUCCACCCUCGACCACAUCCAAAGUAUAGAUUAUGACGUCCUCAUUCUACCCGGCGAUCUAUCUUAUGCCGAUACCCACCAACCCCUUUGGGACUCAUUCGGCCGCAUUGUCGAACCCUAUGCCAGCCGCCGGCCAUGGAUGGUCACAGAAGGCAACCACGAAGUCGAAAGCUUCCCCAUCAUCUACCCAGCCGGGUUCAAAGCCUACAAUGCAAGGUGGCCGAUGCCCUACCAAGAGAGCGGAUCCACCUCAAACUUGUACUACUCUUUCGAAGUUGCUGGCACCCACGUCAUCAUGCUUGGGUCCUACGUGGAGUUUGAUGCUGAUUCAGACCAGUACAAGUGGCUUCAAGCUGAUUUGGCAAAAAUUGACCGGAAAAAGACGCCUUGGGUUGUUGCCCUUUUGCAUGCACCGUGGUAUAAUACUAACACUGCUCAUCAAGGUGAAGGAGAGAGCAUGAGAUUAGCUAUGGAAGAGCUGUUGUAUAAUGCACAAGUUGAUUUGGUUUUUCAAGGUCAUGUUCAUGCGUAUGAACGAUUUACCAGGGUUUAUAACAAUAAGGCUGACCCAUGUGGUCCGAUUUACAUAACCAUUGGCGAUGGUGGGAACCGAGAAGGACUAGCAUUAUCGUUCGAAGACCCUGCUUCCCCUCUCUCCUUGUACAGAGAACCGAGUUUCGGACAUGGACGGCUCAAAAUGAAGAAUGAAACACAUGCAUUUUGGGGAUGGCAUCGCAACAACGAUUCAAACUUCGUUGUUAAAGACCAGGUCUGGUUACAAAGUUUGAGCUCCUCUAAAACUUGCUCCAAAUCUGUCGACCAGAAGAUUACUUCACCGUCCACUAAA
Rosa rugosa (rugosa rose) is the source of this 1469-nucleotide messenger RNA. RefSeq names its product purple acid phosphatase 22-like. The annotation marks the transcript as partial. NCBI's taxonomy places the organism in Eukaryota, Viridiplantae, Streptophyta, Magnoliopsida, Rosales, Rosaceae. The record is from RefSeq and is a predicted model, not a curated record. The transcript has 5 exons. Gene Ontology annotation, molecular function: metal ion binding; acid phosphatase activity.